AGGCUUGUCUUAAAAAGGGGCUUUGGGUAUCUGUGUUUUCAUUCCACUAAACUGGAAACGAAAUUAGUUUUCCAGAACCAAAGGGAACUCGCUGUUCGGUGUUCAUUGCUUCAGCAGAUUUGUUAUGUUAAACGUGAGAGAUAUUUAUGUCUAUUCUUAAUGCAAUCUGGGUCUUUCAAAAGAUUACUUUCAGGUGUUAUUUUAUGUUUUGGCGACAAGAGUACAAGUGAUGUUAUUUUACGUUUGGUAAAUGGUGAAGGAAGACCUGAGUGGUUCUAUUCCCACUCUUCGGUUCUCGUAAGUAAAAGCGGGUUCUUUGUGGAUCAACUCUCUAAUCCUGAGUUUGGCUCUUGCAUUGAGAUUCAGUGCUUGGAUUCUACUUAUGAUCAUCAUAUUAGCCUUUUGAAAUUAUUUUAUCUCCCCACUGAUUCACUUUUGGACUCCCUGGACUCGGUCCAAUCUGUUCUUGGUAUUCUACACUUGGCAGUCGCAUUUCGCUGUGAAGACGUUACAAACUGCUGCCUCCAGUACUUGGAGGCUGUUCCUUGGGACGGUAAGGAAGAGGAACAAGUUAUAAAAGCGGUUUCGAAACUGGGGCCAAUAGCCAUGCCCAUAUUGGCAAGGAUCCAACCUGUAGAUUUAAGUUCCACAAAAAAUGUGUUUAUUUCAGCAGUUCGCUUUGCCACAUCAAUCGGUGGAUCUUGUCCACCUUUCGGAGAUGAGCUUAAGACAUCUGCGCAAGAACAAGUGGAAUUCAUGCUUGGAGGAGACGAAGAAACCCCAUUAGUUACAGCUGAUGAUGAAGUCAAAUCGGUGAUAAAAUUGGGUCUUACCCAAGUUUGUUCGUCAUUUGAAAAUGAAUUUUCAUCAUUGCUUGUUGUUUUGGAUAUCUCGGAUGACACCGUUGAGAAUAGAAUUUUGCAGAGCCUAUCGGAUCUCGAGUGGAUGUGUAACAUACUCUCCAAGAUGGAUUUAAUGAAGGACUUUGUUUGUAGUUGGGGUGAGAUGUCUGGUAAGGUCUUGGGGAUAAUUGAAGACAAGAAACUUGAAAAUGCCAUGUGGGGUUUGAAGCUGAAGCUUAUAGAAGUGACUGGGAAAGUUCUCGAAGCCGUUGGUUAUGGAAAUGUGAUUCUUCCUGCACCAUGUCGGGUCCAGUUGCUGAAGACAUGGCUACCCUACAUAAGGAAGAUUAAACCUAUCCUAGAUGCAGAGGGAAACAAGGAUACAAAUUUCCCUUACAAGAUGGAUGAAGACUUGUGCCAGAGUAUUGAGGGGGCGAUCGUGUCAUUAGUACUAGCAUUGCCAUCUAACGAUCAAACCGAUAUUCUAUUGGAUUGGAUGGAAACUGAACUGGUUAAGUAUCCCGACUUGAGCGAGGCAUUCGAGAUAUGGUGCUACAGAACCAAGUCAGCAAAGAGAAGAUUGAUGCAAGGCCUGGAUAGAGUUGGCGACGCCACCAUUAGCCUUUGAUUUUCCCAGGCGCAUGCCCUGCUGGUGAUGCUGCUCAUCAACUUAGCGUGUUAGGUUGCUAAUGGUUCGGUCAACACCAAACUAGUAUGAAAAUCAAGCUCAUUUGUUCCUGGUUGUCUGAGGUUAGAAAAAUCAGACUAAGUUUAUGAACAAAACGAACUUGGUCACUAAGAAUCCUUAUUCCAUAACUUUUGAAAUAAAUUUAAUCAUCAAAUAAUCUUC
Hibiscus syriacus is the source of this 1692-nucleotide messenger RNA. RefSeq names its product BTB/POZ domain-containing protein At3g05675-like. The record is from RefSeq and is a predicted model, not a curated record. NCBI's taxonomy places the organism in Eukaryota, Viridiplantae, Streptophyta, Magnoliopsida, Malvales, Malvaceae. Bases 160 to 1470 code for a protein of 436 amino acids. Gene Ontology annotation, molecular function: protein binding. The transcript is spliced from 2 exons.